This is a messenger RNA of Brenthis ino (lesser marbled fritillary), 738 nucleotides long. Lineage: Eukaryota; Metazoa; Arthropoda; Insecta; Lepidoptera; Nymphalidae. The record is from the annotation of a GenBank genome assembly.
AUGAUUUUUGCCGUAGAAAUUAUUUUCCUUGGAACGUUGGUCGUAAUCACUUACACCAAUGCACAAUACUCCAAUAAUAUGGAAGCAACCAACCAAAUAACUAACCGGACUUUCAAGGAAUAUAUUCAAAAAUUUAAACCCACAUACGUGUGGAGGAAAAUCGAGGAGAGCAAUAAAUUGAAUGGUCUCAACAAGACAUUUAGAGAUGAAUUUAAUAAAAUUCUAAAUUUAACUGACGAAACUGAUGAACUUUUGAAGUUAAAUGUACGUGAUGGUGAGCCUAAAGUACUUCUUGAGAGAGAUGGAAGAAGAUGGAAGCCACCAGGCGAUAUAACUUCAAAUAAAUACGAUCCAUUCAGCCUUAGACAUAGAUUAUUAGAGCUAAUGAAGCAAGCGAUUUACCAAGCUAGGAACAAAAUGGUCCUGAUGCAAAUAUUAAGAGCAAAAUAUAACAAAAUAUCUCUAUACAAAAUGGGAUUCUUGAUGAGCAAAACUGACACUGCUUGUAAGACAUUUGCUGGAUUCGCUUUUAAAUCCUACAAAGCAUGUUCGUUGGCAAAACAGGGUGCUGUAAAGAGCUAUGAAUUGAUCGAUCUUUUGGAGGCAAACGAAAGGUUGCUAGAUCUAUGGUUUGAUGUAGAUCUUCUAGUUGAUCUGAUUGUGAUAAAUCAUGAGAACUGCAAGAGGAUGUUGAACCAAGUCAUGACCAAUAGGAAGCAUGCUUGGAAAUUUGUUGAU